UUGUGUGAGACUUUAUUUUAAUAUAUUUAACAUGUAUGAAUAGGGCAAUUAGUGUGAUCGGAGUGAAUGGUAUCUAAUUUCUUGCGUGACAGCCACAGAAUUUGAGCCUUCAAAAGCGCGCAGUUUGGAAACACUCUUGUGAACCUCAACAGUUUUCUUCGCAAACUCGAGAAUGGGCAACAGGUCAAACCAGAAACAGCCAAAGGAAGAAACUGUUGAUAAGGCAACUCUUAGAAAUGGAGAGCUGCCCACGAGGAUAUUCGAGGAGAGGGACUCGGUGCUAACGGAUCUUAUGGGAAAUAAACAUAUCCUAACCAUAUACCACAUCUUCAUAGCGCUGCAUCUCGGAAUCGCCAUAAAUUCCAUCGCGCACGAUUAUAUUUUGAAAAAUGAAAUACGACUGGGGUUUGACAUGGUCUACACCGGCUUCAAAGGGUUUCACGUAUUUGUCGUUUUUUGGCUAUGUGCGUUUGUGCUGAGCUUGUUACCGUACUACUGCGUUCAGUAUUGGAAUAGAAUCAGAAUACAAUUGAAAUCAAACGCUCUGUUACUGUACACGUGGGAUAGAAUUUGGUUGCUGAGCUACAUCGUCUACAUAUUCGCUCUGCUGGUUUUUGCAACAACAGUCGCAGUACACUACGAGUUAGGCUUCGCCUCAGUUGUCUGCAUGCUAUGCGAACCGGUAAGGAUGAUAAUGAAAACGCACGCAUUCGUCCGGACCAUCGCACCACGCUGCCUGGCGUAUACCACCGAGAAGCAGAACAAAAAAGUAUUUUUCCCCAAGCUCUCACACUAUCUCUACUUUUUAUUUGCCCCAACUCUAUUGUACAGAGACAACUAUCCUAGAUCACAACGCAAAAUACGAUGGGGCUACGUCCUAAGGAUGUUUAUGGAGGUGGCCGGCGGUGCCUUCUUAUACACUUUCAUCAUCGACAAGACGUUUCUGACGGAUUUCAGAGAGUACGGACUGAAACCGUUCACUCCCGGUGAAAUUCUCCUCAAAAUCCUUAACAACGCGUUCUACGGAAUGCUGACCAUGCUACUAAUGUGCUACCUCAUCCUCCACGCAUGGCUAAACGCGUUCGCCGAAAUGCUACGGUUUUCGGAUAAAUUAUUUUACAAGGAUUGGUGGACGUCUAUUAAUUACGCCAGGUACUAUCGGACGUGGAAUAUGGUGGUGCACGACUGGUUGUACACCUACAUCUACAAAGAUUUUUACGAAAUUGUGAUACCGAAGAGGAAAAUUCUCGCCAAGCUGUCCGUGUUUUUCAUAUCGUCACUGUUUCACGAUUUCAUCGUUUCGGUAGCAGUAGGAUACUUCAUACCUGUUUUUCUGGUAUACUUUUUCUUGUUUGGAUCGUGCGUAAGCCUCGUUAAGCCACCAAAUACGCUUAUCGGAAAUGUGUUCUUACUGUACAGUAUAGCGCUGGGUGCUAGUAUGAUGCUAUCCACGUAUUCUAUGGAGUACUUUGCAAGGGUAAACUGCGCAAGAGAAGAACCCAGCCUUAGAUAUUUCUUUACGCCUAAGAUACUUACUUGUUUUAAGUAAAGUAGCUCCUAAUUAAACUUUAACGUGAGUCGUUGUAA
Molecule: messenger RNA, 1587 nt
Organism: Photinus pyralis (common eastern firefly)
Lineage: Eukaryota; Metazoa; Arthropoda; Insecta; Coleoptera; Lampyridae
Product: sterol O-acyltransferase 1-like
Exons: 8
Coding region: 173-1549 (458 amino acids)
Biological process (GO): cholesterol metabolic process
Cellular component (GO): endoplasmic reticulum membrane
Source: RefSeq, a predicted model, not a curated record